Messenger RNA from Girardinichthys multiradiatus, 2280 nucleotides. RefSeq names its product heterogeneous nuclear ribonucleoprotein C (gene hnrnpca). The record is from RefSeq and is a predicted model, not a curated record. The coding region runs from base 866 to 1834 and encodes 322 amino acids. The transcript is spliced from 9 exons. Gene Ontology annotation, cellular component: nucleus. Lineage: Eukaryota; Metazoa; Chordata; Actinopteri; Cyprinodontiformes; Goodeidae. Gene Ontology annotation, molecular function: RNA binding.
CUGUUGCGUUGUGUUAGCUUGCUGUUGAAAGGGGGCGAAUCGCCUGUGCACCAAAAAGGACGACCUAAAUUGCAAUUUGACAGAUUUUACGAAAAAACAAGACAUUUUGCCCGUAAAGGUCGUGGUGAGUAUUUUGUCCCCAGACAUUUUUUUCGUUUUUCCCUCCUUUUUCUUUUCUUUUUGGAUUUUUUCCACGGUUUUUCCAUCUUGCGAGUGGACAGGACAGAAUGUGCUGGCUAGCAGGGUUAGCUGGCUUAGCUAACGUGGAAAUGUUGCUCCCCCUCAAAGACAGAAAAACGCAGAUUGUUUUUUUUUUUUUUUAGAGCCACAACAUGUUGGAUGUAUUUUAGAUACACUUUGAACUAUUUUUGCAAGUUUGACCUAGCUUUAAUUUUUGUAGCGUUUAAAGGGGAUAUUUUUCUUUGACGGGACUGAUUUGUUUUUUGGUGGCUUUUCAGACAGUCGGACAGCUAACGUUAGCUUCAGCUAACAGCGUCAGAGGCAGCAUCAUUUUAAUCCACGAUCCCUUACAGAUUGUUGACUGCAUAUUUAUGAGACAUUUUUCAGGCUUUGAUUUUUACACAAGAACUGGUUAGAGUUGUUUAUUUUUUCGUGCUUUUUUUAGUUGGUGGUUGGCUAAUGCUAGCAGUGCUAGCCAGCAUGGAGCGCUACCAAGUCUAGCGCAGGCCCUGUGAUUCACACAUGAGCCCGGAGGAGGGCGCUGUUGGUGUCCAGGCUGGUGUGUUGUUGGUUGGUUAGUAAAAAUCCCCACGGGGGCGAAGGUGAAGGUCGAGACACCAGUCCAAACUGAACCCAGCCCACAGUGUCAAACAUCAGGCAGACGAGAGCCCCGCACACAGACGAUAUGGAGCGUUCAUCCUCCACUUCCAGCCUAAUGGCAAGCAGCAACGUCACCAACAAAACCGACCCGCGCUCCCUCAACUCCCGGGUCUUCAUCGGCAACCUCAACACCCUGCUGGUCACCAAGGCGGACGUUGAGGCCAUCUUCGCCAAGUACGGGAAGGUCCUUGGCUGCUCCGUCCACAAGGGUUACGCCUUCGUCCAGUACGCCAAUGAGAGGAACGCUCGGGCUGCCGUCACAGGCGAGGACGGGAGGAUGAUCGUCGGGCAAGUGCUCGACUGCAACCUUGCUGGAGAACCAAAACCACACAGGUCAAAAACCUCCAAACGCUCUGCUGGAGACAUGUACAGCAGUAGCUCGUCGUUUGACCUGGACUAUGAUUUUCAAAGAGAUUACUAUGACAGAGUGUACUCGUACCCGUCCCGAGUCCCCGCUCCGCCUCCUCUGUCACGGGCCGUGAUCCCGUCCAAACGCCCGCGGGUCAGCCUGAGCGGAGGAAGCAGCCGGCGAACCAAGACCAGCUUCUCUUCGUCCAAGAGCAGCCAAAGGAAUUCAUCGUCCAGAACAAUGAGAGUGGACGAGCUGCAAACCAUCAAGCGUGAGCUGUCGCAGAUCAAAAGCAAGGUGGACGACCUGCUGGAAAGCCUGGAGCGAAUGGAGAAGGACCACAGCAAGAAGUCUGCGAAGAGCAUAAAGCCAGAGCCAGGAGAGGUGACUUCACCUCCACACUCCAGCAGUAAGAAGAGUGACGGAAUAAAGAGAGACAGGGAGAGCCAGAACAUGAACAACUCUGAUGAAGAGGAAGAGGACGAAGAGGAGGAGGAGGAAGAAGAAGAGGAAGAAGAGGGAGACCUGCUGGAGGAGGAAGAGGUAAAGAGCCAGGAGAGGGAGGAGGAAGACGAGGAAGAGGAGGAAGGAGAGCACGUGGAAGGAGACGAAGACGACAGCGUCAACGGUGACGACGACUCGUAGGCCAAGACUACACGCAGCUUCCACAAGGAGCUCGGACUCCUGCUUUAACACUCACGAUGUAGAUAGAAACACAAGUGUGCACACAAAAACACAAGCAUGGUGCGCACACCUUAUUGUCAUGUUGUUUCUGAAGAUUUCCUUUUAGUUUCUUAGUUGUCACGUAUUACUGUAACACGACUAUCUAGCUGUAGGUUUGUGUUUGUGCUCGUCUUCAAGGAGAGACAGGAACAUGGACUGAUAAUGUUCUCAGAGACAACAUCUCGACGGACAUCUCGUAUAGCGAAGACGGGAAGUCAGCCACAGAUUAGUUUUUAGCUUCCUCAGCCCGUUUGUUUGACCUUGUGUGUAUGUUCAUGUCAGUUUUUUAUAUAUAUAAAUAUAUAUAAACACACUUUUUAGUUUAACUGUAAAGAAAUAAAUUGCAAUAAAAUAAUAAAAUCAAGUGA